CCCCAGCUUAACCUCGCCCGCCGGUGGUUGCGGACAGCACCGCGUCUGCAUGCUUGCCAGCCCCGGAGCAUGCCCGCCCUUCCGCGGUAUAUUACAGCCCGCGAGGCUCCCCCACGCUCACGUAAACGCGCCGCGCGCCCGUUGCCAAAUACCGCCGGCCCUGCCCGACGCUCGCGCGCGCCGCUCUCCCCGGCGAGCCAAGAGCCUCUCUGCCUUUUGCUCGCCCCGACCGCGGGACAGCCGCACUCGCCGCAGGUGAAUGCGAGCGUGUGCGCGUGUCGUGAACUCGUGGUCUACCGUGAGGCGUCGGCUUGCGCUGCAUGAACGCGCCCGCGCGGUGCGGUGCGCAUGCAUGAGAGUCCGCUGCUGCCUGCCUGCCUGCCGCCCGCGUUCUGAGACGGGUCUCCCCUUUAAUAGCCAACGAUCCACGGCCUGUUCCUGAGCUGCUGAUUAGAUCGUUGGCAUGGUGUCAUCGCCUCCAGCGGCGAUGGACCUACGGCGGAAGAGCAGCAUCAAGUCGUACGGGUCGAACAUCUCGUCUCGGUCAGGGUCGUUCGACUUCGACCAGGACAAGGAGCGUGACCGCCACCACAACGACGGUGAUCGCCGCGAGGUCGUCGUCAAGAUCGACGCCGAACCGCGCUCCCCAGUCGGCCUCCACGCGGGCGGAGGCGUCGCCAAUGUGUCCGGUCAGAGCUCCAACUAUAUCUCGACGGUCAACACGCCACGGGCUGGGGGCGCGGCGACCGUGCUCCCGGGGUCCGGGUCCGGGUCGAGCGCGUCGACCUCGCCCAGCGCCGGGGCCAACGCGUCCCGCGACGGCAGGUCGUCGUUCAGUUUCAAGAACCGGCCGCCGCAGUCGCCCGAGUCCCCGGCGCUCAGCGCCGGCGGGGAGUCAAUUGAAGACCCACCGACCCGCCUCAUCGGCAGCUUCCUCCGAAAGCAGGCGGCAGCCGGCGGCGAGCUGUCGCUGGACCCCGACUUCGAGGUGGAGGAGCUGAGGAGACCGCCGCGCGCCCCGGCGUCCGUCUCCGCCUCCAGGGAGCUGCGCGUCUCGUUCCAAGACCCCCACAAACGUUUCUCCCCGUCAUCGUCGUCGUCGUCCUCCUCCUCCUACGACACCGGCGACAACCGGAAGCAGAGUGCCACCGACGGGGACACUGCCGAGGUGCUACGCUGCACGUCGACGUCCACCGGGUCCAGCCUGUUGGCGCGUAGCAAGACGCGCUCCCGGCUAAUGGAUCCCCCGCCGCCGUCGAGUGCCCCCGCCGCCGAGGGGGAGCGCAACGAUCGCAAGUCGUUUGUGGCAAAGGGGCCGCCGCCCAAAUCCGGGCAGCUCCGGUCGGGUCUCAUCGGCAAGUCGGGGCUCAUUGGCAAGUCAGGCGCCUUCGACGACGAAGACGACGACCCGUUCAUGGAAGAGGGCCUCACCUCGGACUUCAAGCGUGACACGAUGGACUGCCUACUCAUCCUCGAGUGGGUCAGCCUAGUGGUCAUCGUCGGCGCUCUGGUCUGCAGCCUCACCAUACACAGCCUGUCCAAGAAGAAGCUCUCGGGGCUCCAUCUCUGGAAAUGGGAGCUCCUCGUGUUCGUGCUCAUCUGUGGCCGCCUUGUCUCCGGCUGGGUCAUCCGCAUCGCCGUCUUCUUCGUCGAGCGUAACUUCCUGCUGCGGAAGAAGGUGCUCUACUUCGUCUACGGCGUGCGCCGUGCCGUGCGGAACGUGCUCUGGCUGGGCCUCGCGCUCGUCUCCUGGCACCUGCUGUUCGACAAGGACGCCAAGCGGGAGACGCACACGCUGGUGCUGCCCUAUGUCACCAAGGUGCUGUGCUGCCUCCUCGUCGCCACAGUCAUCCGCCUCGUCAAGACGCUGCUACUCAAGGUGCUCGCCUCGUCCUUCCACGUCUCCACCUACUUCGACAGGAUCCAGGACGCGCUCUUCAACCAGUACGUCAUCGAGACCCUCUCCGGGCCGCCGUUGGUCGACGAAAGCCGCAUGCUUGCCGAGGUGCAGAGGCUGCAGAGCGCGGGGGCAGCCAUUCCGAAUGAGCUCCAACACGCGGCAAUGCCGAGCAAGUCCGGGCCCGUGCCGAAGAGUGGUCGCCUUACGGCAGCCCCGUCCAGGCGAGGUGUCAGCACUCAGCUGCAGAGGCAGAAAACCGAGCGGCAUUUCGAUGAGGGGAUCUCCAUUGACCAGCUUCACAGGCUCAGCCAGAAGAACAUCUCUGCGUGGAGCAUGAAGAGACUGAUGAAGAUUGUUCGGUAUGGGGCGCUGACGACGAUGGACGAGCAGAUCAAGCAUGCGACAGGCGAGGACGAGAUGGCGACGCAGAUUCACAGCGAGUACGAGGCCAAGGUCGCUGCCAAGAGGAUUUUCCAGAACGUCACCAAACCUGGAUCCAAGCACAUAUACUUGUCAGAUUUGAUGCGUUUCAUGAGGCAGGAGGAAGCUUUAAAGGCAAUGGAUCUUUUUGAAGGAGCGCAGGAGCACAACAGGGUCAGCAAGAGGUCACUCAAGAACUGGGUGGUAAACGCAUUCCGAGAGCGCAAAGCUCUCGCCUUGACGCUCAACGACACGAAAACCGCAGUGAACAAGCUCCACCAAAUGGCCAAUGUUGUAGUUGCGUUAAUCGUGCUCGCACUCUGGCUUCUCAUCCUAGGGAUCGCAACGUCAAAAUUCUUUGUCUUGCUCAGCUCGCAGCUUCUUGUGGCAGUUUUCAUGUUUGGGAACACUCUUAGGACCAUCUUUGAGGCGAUCGUGUUCUUGUUUGUGAUGCAUCCUUUCGAUGUCGGUGAUCGAUGCGAAGUUGAUGGAAUGCAGGUGGUUGUGGAGGAGAUGAACAUCAUGACAACAAUCUUCCUCCGAUAUGACAAUCUCAAGGUGUAUUAUCCCAACAGUCAACUGGCUGCCUUACCGAUUAUGAAUUACUAUAGGAGCCCUGACAUGGGAGAUGCAGUCGACUUCUCUGUUCAUGUCGCAACACCAGUGGAGAAACUGGCCCUCAUGAAGGAAAGACUAUUGCGUUACCUUGACAACAAGAAGGAACACUGGUACCCUGGUUCCAUGGUCGUCCUCCGCGACGUGGACGACACAAACAAACUAAAGGUCUCCAUUUGGUGCCGUCACACGAUCAACUUCCACGACAUGGGGAUGAGGUUCGAGAGGAGGGAGCUACUGCUCCAGGAGAUGAUCAAGGUCUUGAAAGAUCUCGAGAUCGAAUACCGGAUGUUGCCGCUCGACAUCAAUGUCCGGAAUGCACCUACUAUCCAGUCUUCAAGGAUGCCAUCAACAUGGGCGACAAAUUAUUGAAAUUUAUGUUGGCACUUCUUAGUUCUUACCACCAUUCUAGUGUGAGAUUGUGCAUUGAACUUGCUAGGUAUUUUUUUUUUUAGGACAAGGUGAAGUGCUGAAAUGUCAUUUUCCUCUUUAGUGGUUUGGGCUGUGACAGCUUGCUGACGAAAGCAAGAUGUUCUACUCUCUCUGCAGCCAUCACUUGUGCUUUCCUGUAAUUAUCGUGUUGUGGUCCGUACUUUAGUGUCUAUGAUAGAGAAGUAAACAUCUGCUGCUACAGAAUAAUCUGAUGAUUUAACUCAUAGAAAAUAUGAAUGUCUGAAU
Messenger RNA from Phragmites australis (common reed), 3613 nucleotides. RefSeq names its product mechanosensitive ion channel protein 6-like. Gene Ontology annotation, molecular function: mechanosensitive monoatomic ion channel activity. Gene Ontology annotation, cellular component: plasma membrane. The coding region runs from base 464 to 3307 and encodes 947 amino acids. Lineage: Eukaryota; Viridiplantae; Streptophyta; Magnoliopsida; Poales; Poaceae. The record is from RefSeq and is a predicted model, not a curated record. Gene Ontology annotation, biological process: transmembrane transport; monoatomic anion transport. The transcript has 5 exons.